UUCUACAUAUCCAACAUCACUGUCUAUGCUAUUGUACCCUCUCUUUCUCUCUUUCUCCAUCUUCUUUUGUGGUCCUUUCCCUCCCUUUAUAACUCUGUUAUCACUUUCUCCAUUUCUACACAUACCUAGCUAGUUUGUAGACAACACUACUAUAGCUCUUCCCUCUCCUCCUCCUACACUCUCCCCUCUCCUUCCCCUUUCCUUCCACUAUAUAUAUGAGCUUGUCUUUUCUUUGUUAAUUUAUAAACCAAACCCAUUAUUUUUCUUCUUGGUUCAUUUGCUUCUAGUUCGUUGUAUAUUAUAAGCUAUAUAGAUUAUAGACAACAACACCAAAUUAACUAUAAUAGAGAGAUAUGUCUAGCAGAAGGUCGAGGCAGCAAUCUUCAUCUACGAGGAUCUCCGAUGACCAAAUCAUCGAACUUGUUUCGAAGUUGCGUCAACUUGUUCCUGAGAUUCGAGAUAGGCGUUCUGACAAGGUAUCAGCAUCUAAAGUCCUGCAUGAGACCUGCAACUACAUCAGAAGCUUGCACAGAGAGGUGGAUGAUUUAAGUGAAAGGUUGUCUCAGUUAUUGGCCUCAAUUGAUGGUGAUAGUCCUGAGGCUGCUAUUAUCAGGAGCCUAAUUAACCAAUAAUUAAGCAAUUAAGUAAUCUAAUUAAUUUUCCUGUUCAAGGGAGAUAUAUAUAUAAGAGUGUACUUUCGGUUUAGGUGGGUUAGAGUGCAGUUAAUUUCAGGUGUGUGUACCUAAAGUUUUUGUGAUAAAAACUGAGGACUUUGUGUUAUAUGAUGCUACAUAUAUAUGCAUGUGCCACAUUUAUAGAUGGCCAAAAUGUAUCACUUGUUAAAUUUAUUAAGGUUAUAUAUAUGCACUUUACCUCAAUCACUUGAGUUUUGGUAGCAGAAAACAUUUGGUGGAGAAUAUGCAUGUGUAUAUAAAUUAGUAGGCUAUUGAUGUAUUAUACCGUAAUUGGACCAACUUUGUUUUUUCUCAUAAUCAAUCCUAAAAUUAAGAAA
Molecule: messenger RNA, 1012 nt
Organism: Lotus japonicus
Lineage: Eukaryota; Viridiplantae; Streptophyta; Magnoliopsida; Fabales; Fabaceae
Product: transcription factor PRE5-like
Exons: 2
Coding region: 354-632 (92 amino acids)
Biological process (GO): regulation of DNA-templated transcription; regulation of growth
Molecular function (GO): protein dimerization activity
Source: RefSeq, a predicted model, not a curated record